CAAAAUAAACAAUUGUGGGCGGGGGUGGGAAAGAGUACCGGAAGAGUAUUUGCGAUUAUAAAUUGAAACAAAGGCAGUUUUUGCAGCUGCCAGCUGAAUAAAAUUUCAAAAUGCGAGCUGGAGCUUGCUCAUGGAUGUGGCUCCUAUCGAGCCUUGUCCUUCGCCUGGUGGUCGCUGGCCACGGAGAAAACAACAAACACGAUAAAACGGAGCAGCACACAGUGUUUUUGCACGACAAUUGGACUACGCCAGUCCCAACUACAGGACUGCUGUAUCCACGCGAAUCGGAGACGCGGGAUGUGCGCAGCCUGGACGGGAUGUGGCGCCUGCUUAUGAGCCAACCGAGUGACCCUCUCCAGGGUGUUCGAGAGAAGUGGUACGAGGACAGUCUGCAGAAGACUGGCCUGGAGAUCAUUCCGAUGCCAGUCCCGGCCUCCUACAACGACAUAACCACGGACAACCUGCGCGACCACGUCGGCACCGUCUGGUACGAGCGAACCUUCUUCGUGCCCCGCGACUGGACGGAAAAUCGACGCACCUGGCUGCGUUUCGGCAGCGUCCACUAUGCGGCGGUCGUGUGGAUCAACGGGCGCAAUGCCAUGCGCCACAGCAUCGGGCAUCUGCCCUUUGAGGCGGAGAUCAGCAACCUUCUGAACUUUGGCGGCGAGAACCGGAUCACGGUCAUGUGCGACAACCGCCUGACCAAUCGCAGCGUUCCACAGGGGCAGGUAACCACCGUCAAUACGGACAACGGCCAGACACCUAUCCAGAGCUACACCUUCGACUUCUUUAACUACGCUGGUAUCCACCGCUCCGUCCAGCUUUACACCACGCCACUCGUCCACAUUAGCGAUAUCGCGAUCAGCACGCAGCUAUCCUCCGAUCAAGUGGGACGCAUUGACUACCGCAUCUGGUUACAUGGCGCCACGGAAGAUUCCACAAUGCAGCCAACGCAUGUUCUCGUUCAGCUGCGGGACAGGGAUGGAGUCGUAGCGGCUCAGCAGGUCAACCGCGCUCUCUACAAUGGAACUCUCCUGGUACCGGGUGCGAAACCGUGGUGGCCGUACUUGAUGCACCCGGAACCAGGACAUCUCUACAGCCUGGAGUUCGAACUAUUCAUGUCCAGCUACGAGGGCGAUGAUGGGGAAGAGCUCCUAGAUGCCUACAGACUGCCCGUGGGUAUCCGCACCCUUAGCUGGACGAACACGAGCCUGCUCCUAAAUGGGAAACCUCUCUACCUUCGAGGAUUUGGCCGGCACGAGGAUUCCGAUAUUCGGGGCAAGGGCCUGGACAAUGCACUUCUCGCCCGCGACUUUAACUUGAUAAAGUGGAUCGGGGCCAACGCGUACCGCACCUCGCACUACCCGUACUCUGAAGAGUCAAUGCAGUUCGCGGACGAGCACGGAAUCAUGAUUGUCGACGAAUGUUCCGCUGUCAACAUAGACAUCUUUGAGCCAGAACUGCUGAGCAACCACAUGACUGCGCUGGAGCAGCUCAUCCACAGGGAUCGCAACCACGCUAGUGUCAUCGCCUGGUCGGUGGCCAACGAGCCGCGCUCCUUCAAGAUGGGGGCCCUCAGCUACUUUCAGGCCCUGGUAAAUUACACGAGGAGCAUAGCCCAGGGGCGGCCUCUAACGGCAGCCAUCAAUGCCAGCCCCGAUCCGCCCAAACAGUGCCACCUGGCCGCAUUGCUCGACAUCGUCGGCUUCAACCGAUACAACGCAUGGUACCAGAACUCUGGACGCACGGACAUGAUCGUCAAUCUGCUGACAGAGGAGGCGCAGCGCUGGCACCAGAACUUCGGGAAGCCCGUGAUCCUCUUCGAGUACGGCGCUGAUACCAUGGAGGGCCUGCACUCACUCCCAGCCUACAUCUGGUCCGAGGACUAUCAGGUGGCACUCUUCUCCCAGCACUUUAAGGCAUUUGACAAGCUGCGAAAACAAAACUGGUUCAUCGGGGAAUUUGUGUGGAAUUUUGCCGACUUCAAGACGGCCCAAACCGUCACCCGCGUGGGGGGCAAUAAGAAGGGCGUCUUCACCCGCUCCCGACAGCCCAAGGAGGUGGCCCAAAUACUGCGCUGGCGCUACUUUGCCCUCGCCAAUGAGCUGGACUGGGUCCCCCUGCCCAAGCAUUUGAGUGUGUACAUUUCCAGCCUAGUCAAUCGGAACGAGCACGAGCGCACUGAGCUGUAGCGCACAAUAUUCAAGGAACAAAGAAAGCUUUAACUUGGCCAACAAUUGCCCAACUGAUUUAAAACUAAUUGCAAUAUAGAUAGGUCUAAUCUAAGUACAUCCCUCUGGACUGUAUCUACAUAGAUCUCGUGUCCAUGCCUUCAUGGCAUGUGUCAUGUUUAUAGCCAAACUUAUCCACAAAUAUACCGACGUAUUAAUA
Drosophila obscura is the source of this 2391-nucleotide messenger RNA. Its product is annotated as beta-glucuronidase. Lineage: Eukaryota; Metazoa; Arthropoda; Insecta; Diptera; Drosophilidae. Gene Ontology annotation, molecular function: beta-glucuronidase activity; carbohydrate binding. The record is from RefSeq and is a predicted model, not a curated record. Gene Ontology annotation, biological process: carbohydrate metabolic process; glucuronoside catabolic process. The transcript has 5 exons. The coding region runs from base 111 to 2192 and encodes 693 amino acids.